Messenger RNA from Musca domestica (house fly), 579 nucleotides. RefSeq lists its product as uncharacterized. The coding region runs from base 111 to 527 and encodes 138 amino acids. The record is from RefSeq and is a predicted model, not a curated record. Gene Ontology annotation, molecular function: odorant binding. The transcript has 2 exons. Lineage: Eukaryota; Metazoa; Arthropoda; Insecta; Diptera; Muscidae.
GCUGAUAAAAAUUGCCUAUAAAUAGGGAAAAUGUAUUUUACAAGAAAUAUUAGUUUUCUUUCGAUCCUGCUAAUAUUUACAUUAGUAACGAGGGAAAAACAACAAGAACAAUGACUAAAUUUUGUUGUGUGGUGCUGAUUUGCUGUUUGGCAAUGGUCUCCGCUGAACUUCCCGAUUGGUAUCCUCAGGAUGAACCAGCAAUCGAAGCCAAAUGCCGUGAUGAAAACUCCAUUAGUUCGGACACCAUGACAAAAAUAUGGUCCCAUCAAAUUGACGAUACUCCAGAAAUACGCAAAUUUUUACUAUGCCUAGCCGAAAAUAAGAAUGUUUUUAAUUCCGAUAUGGGCUUUAAAGCCGAUCGUUUACAGAUUAUCAUGAAAGAAAGAGCCAAGAUGGAUUGUAAGCUGGAAUUUAUUGAAGAAUGUGAAAUGGGAGCCAAAGACAUGAAACCCGACGAUGCCAUGAUAUUUAACAUCAUGAAAUGUAUUGUUGGUGGCAUAAAAGAAAAUUGUAAGAAAAUUGAAUAAUGUCCAAGAAAAUGGUAAUACAAAUAAAAUUUAAUGUGGUAUUCAUAUGAAA